GUGAGUGCCUGUGUCUUUCACACAAGCAAGCACGGGGUCCAGAGAGGACCUGUGCCUUUAAUUUGCCAACACAAAACUACAGAGUCUGUGCCUUGAAGGCAUCCCAUUACAGUGGAAUGAGCUAAGGAUCUACUCAGCUAUAUAAACCAGCAGAAACUGCUUACUCCAACCAGAGUUUGCCUUACUGUCAAACAUUCUCCCUCCCUUCCUCUCUUUCCCCCUCUUUCUCUCUCUGACUUGUCCCGUCUAUACCAUAGAUGGGACAAGUUUUCUGAAUUUUUUCCCUCAAGACAGAAGGGGACAAGAGUAAAGGAUCCUAUUUAUCCCCUGGAGACCUGACACAACAGGAGGAACUAACACAUAUCAAAGGCAAGCAGGACCAUUGAUAGAAGGGAGAGCUGAUCGGCACAAUCACAUCGAAACGAGCUUUUCUCAUUGUUCCUUUCUAUUGUGAACAUAAAGGAGAUUUGAAGCCAUAACAGAAUUCCCAAGGAACUGAACCUCAACAUGGGCCUCCAUGUUUGGGUACUGGCCUUGGUGACCAUCGCUUUAUUCCAUCAACACGUUCAUGGUGGACUCAUCAAAAGAAUUAUUCGGCAGAAGAGGGAGGCUGGACUCAAUGUCACAUUGCCGGAGGACAACCAGCCUGUGGUCUUUAACCAUGUCUACAAUAUUAAAGUCCCCGCAGGCAACCUCUGCUCUGUGGACUUGGACUCAGCAAGUGGCGACUCAGAACUCAAGACUCAGACUGAGCAGGACAAGCAAUACCAGGAGCAUACAUUGAAUGAGGAGAACCAGAUUGUCUUCACACACAGGAUAAACAUCCCACGGCGGGCUUGUGGCUGUGCAGCAGCCCCUGAUAUCAAGGAUCUCCUAAGUAGGUUGGAGGAACUGGAGGGACUGGUGUCCUCUCUGCGAGACCAGUGCACCAGUGGAUCCGGGUGCUGCCCCAGUGGACAACCAGCAAUAGGUCACAUUGAUGCUACUCCCUACUGCAGUGGACGGGGAAACUACAGCAAUGAUGUCUGUGGCUGCAUCUGUGAACCUGGUUGGAAGGGCCCCAACUGUUCUGAACCAGAAUGCCCCCAGAAUUGCAACAACAGAGGCCAAUGUGUCAAUGGCAAGUGCAUUUGUGCUGAAGGCUUCACAGGGGAGGACUGUGGGCAACUGACAUGUCCUGGGGACUGCAAUGACCAAGGCAAAUGUGUUGAUGGCAUGUGUGUGUGUUUUGAUGGCUAUGCUGGGGAGGACUGUGGCCAGGAAGUUUGCUUGGUGCCAUGCAGUGCGAAUGGGAAAUGCGUAAAUGGGCGGUGCAUCUGUGCAGAAGGCUUCAGUGGGGCAGACUGCAGCCACUCCCUGUGCCUCAACAAUUGCAACAACCGUGGGCGCUGUGUGGAGGAGGAGUGUGUGUGUGACGAAGGUUAUACUGGAGAAGAUUGCAGUGAGCUUAUUUGCCCCAACGACUGCUACGACCGUGGCCGUUGCGUUAAUGGGACUUGUUAUUGCGAUGCUGGGUUCACUGGAGAAGACUGUGGGGAUAUGACUUGUCCCAGCAACUGCCAUGGGAAUGGUCGUUGUGAGAAUGGUUUCUGUGUAUGCUAUGAAGGUUUCAUGGGGGAUGACUGUGCUGACCGGAGAUGCCCCAAAGACUGCAACAAACGUGGCCGUUGCAUUAAUGGACAAUGUGUGUGCCAUGCUGGUUUCCUGGGCCUUGACUGUGGGGAAGUGAGAUGCCCCAGUGACUGCAACAACCAUGGUCGCUGUGUGGAUGGCCAGUGCGUGUGCAGUGAAAAGUACAUGGGGGAUGACUGCAGUGAACUGCGGUGCCCCAAUGACUGCAACAACCGUGGCCGCUGCAUCAAGGGGCAGUGUGAGUGUGAUGAGAGGUUUAUGGGGGGUGACUGCGGAGAUUUGAAAUGCCCUAAUGACUGCCACAACCAUGGAAGGUGUAUCAAUGGACAGUGUGUGUGUGAUGAGGGCUUUGUGGGUGAGGACUGUGGGCAGCUGCGGUGCCCCAAUGACUGCAACGACCGGGGACACUGCGUCAAUGGCAAGUGUGUGUGUGAUGACGCCUUCACUGGUGUGGACUGCAGUGAACUGCGGUGCCCAAAAGACUGCAACAGGCAUGGUCGCUGCAUCAAUGGCCAGUGUGUAUGUGAUGAAGGCUACACAGGGGAGGAUUGUGCUGAAAGGACCUGCCCCAAUGACUGCAACAACCGUGGGCGCUGCAUCAACGGGGUGUGUGUGUGCAAUGAAGGCUUUGUUGGGGAUGACUGCCGAGAACUGGCCUGUGUGAACAACUGCAGUGGCCGAGGCCGUUGCAUGAACGGGCAGUGUGUUUGUGAAGAGGGCUUCACCGGGGUAGACUGCAGCCAACUGCAGUGCCCCAAAGACUGCAACAAUCAAGGGCGCUGCUUCAACGGAGUGUGCAUAUGCGACGAGGGAUACCAGGGACAAGAUUGCAGCGAGCAGUCCUGCCCCAACAACUGCAACGAUCUCGGUCGCUGUGUCAACGGACGGUGCAUCUGUGAAGAAGGUUAUGUAGGCGAUGACUGUUCUGAUGUAUUGCCUCCAAAAGACCUGACAGUUACAGAUGUGACUGACAAGACUGUCAACCUGGAAUGGAAGAAUGAAAAUGUGGUCACUGAAUACCUCAUCACCUACACCCCUACCGGAACUGGUGGCUUAGACUUUGAGUUUCGAGUGCCUGGGAACCAUACGUCAGCCACCAUCCGGGAGCUGGAGCCUGGUGUGGAAUACUUCAUCCGUGUUUUUGCCAUCUUGAAGAACAAGAAGAGCGUCCCAAUUAGUGCCCGGGUAGCCACUUAUUUGCCCGCUCCAGAUGGCUUGAAGUUCAAAUCCAUUAAAGAGACAUCAGUGGAGGUAGAGUGGGACCCCCUGGACAUCCCAUUCAGUGGAUGGGAGAUUGUUUUUAACAGCCUGAAGGAGGAAGACAAUGUGGGAAUCAGGAACAGUCUAAAGAAGCCUCAAACAUCGUAUUUGCAACCAGGCUUGGCACCAGGACAACAAUAUAAUGUGUCUCUUUACGUUGUGAAGAAUCAAACCAGAGGACCUGGCCUCUCCAGGGUAGUAACAACAAAGCUUGAUGCCCCCAGCCAGAUUGAGGCAAAUGAUGUUACAGACACUACAGCACUGAUCACAUGGUUUAAACCAUUGGCUGAGAUUGAUGAUGUUGAGCUGACUUUCGGGCCCAAGGAUGUCCCAGGGGACCGGACGACCAUCGACCUCUCGAAGGAUGAUAGCCAAUACUCUAUUGGGAAUCUGAAACCACACACCGAAUAUGAGGUGACACUAGUGUCACGGCGUGGGGAUAUGGAGAGUGACCCUGUGACGGAAACCUUUGUCACAGAACUGGAUGCUCCAAAAAAUCUGAAACACCUGUCUCAGACAGAUAGCACCAUCACCCUGGAAUGGAAGAACAGCCAAGCAACACCUGAAGCUUACAGAAUUAAGUAUGCCCCCAUUUCUGGUGGAGAUCAUGCUGAGGUCACAGUACCCAGAAGUGACCAAGCCACAACCAAAGCUACACUCACAGGUCUCAGGCCAGGAACAGAAUAUGGCAUUGGAGUGACAGCUGUGAAGCAGGACAAAGAGAGCUCUCCUUCCACUAUUAAUGCUGGAACUGAUCUGGAUCGUCCCAAGGACUUGGAAGUCACUGGUCCUACCGAGACAACUCUCACUUUGCGGUGGAAAAUACCCCGGGCUAAAAUUGAUCGCUAUCGCCUUACUUACAUGACCCCUGAUGGGAGGAAGAAUGAAAUGGAGAUUCCUGCCGAUAGCACGUCUCACAUCCUAAGGUCCCUAGAUGCUGGGACAGAGUACACCAUCAACCUUGUGGCAGAGAAGGGCAGGCACAAGAGCAAGCCUGCAACAGUGGUUGCCUCUACUGAAGAAGAGCCUGAGCUGGGGAAUUUAUCAGUCUCAGAGGUUCACUGGGAUGGAUUCCAGCUCACCUGGACGGCUGGAGAAGGGGCCUUUGAGAACUUUGUCAUGCAGGUGCAGGAGCCAAACCAGCCAGAAAAUGGACAUAAUAUCACCAUCCCAGGCUAUUUGCGAUUUGCGAAUCUUACUGGCCUCCUGCCAAGCACUCUUUACACUAUCACUCUCUAUGGUGUGACUCGGGGCUACAGAACCAAGCCCCUUUCAGUUGAAACCAUGACAGCGAUGAAGCCCGAAGUCAGCAACUUAACAGUUUGGGGCAUCACCCCUGAAGGCUUCAAUCUCUCCUGGAUGACCAACAAAGGAAACUUCGAGAGCUUUAUCAUUGAAAUUAUUGAUUCCAACAGGUUGCUGGAACCCAUGGAAUACAACAUCUCAGGCCAUUUAAAGGCUGCUCAUAUCUCAGGGCUGUCCCCUAAAACUAAUUUCAUUAUCUACCUCUAUGGAGUUACUCGUGGUUUCCGUACUCAGGCAUUAAGCACUACAGCUACUACAGAGGUCGAACCACAGCUGGGCAUGCUUACACUCACAAAUGCUAAGGCCAACACAUUCAACCUCUCCUGGACCACAAGAGAUGGGCCUUUUGCAAAGUUGGCUGUAAAUGUUAGAGAUUCCCAUUUGUUCCAGGAGUCUCAGAAGCUUUCGGUGUCAGGAGAGGCUCAUGACACUCUCGUCUCAGGCUCAGUAGAUUAUACUGAUUAUGACAUUAACAUUCAGGGCACAACCACAGGCGGGAGACACACUGAGUCUCUCAUCUCUUUGUUGAUGACAGAGCCUUUGCCCCCACUGGAAAACCUCACUGUCUCAGGCAUUAAUCCAUAUGGCUUUACAGUGUCCUGGAUGGCAUCAGAGAAUGCCUUUGACAGCUUUCUAAUAAUCGUGGUGGAUUCUGGCAAACUGCUGGACCCCCAGGAGUUCCUCCUCUCAGGAGCCCAGCGUCAGCUGACACUUAGAGGGCUCAUAACUGGCAUUGGCUAUGAGGUUGUGCUUUACGGUUUUGCUCAUGGUCGCCAAACUAGGCCCUUAAGUGUUGUUGCUCUAACAGAAGCAGAACCUGAAGUGGACAACCUUCUGGUGUCAGAUGCAACCCCUGAUGGCUUUCGUCUGUCUUGGACGGCAGAUGAUGGAGCCUUUGACAGUUUUGUUCUUAAAAUAAGGGACACCAAUAUGGUAUCAGACCCUCUGGAACUAAUUGUACCAGGCCAUGAACGCACCCAAGAUAUAACAGGGCUGAAAGAAGGCACAGGAUAUUACAUUGAUCUCUAUGGAGUUACCAGUGGACAACGUUCCCAACCUGUAAAUACAAUCGCUACAACAGCAAUGGGACCUCCCAAGGAAAUUACAUUCUCUGAUAUUACCGAAGACUCAGCUGUGGUCAGUUGGACAGCCCCACGGACAAGGGUGGACAGCUUCCGGAUUACCUAUGUUCCAGUUACAGGAGGUCCCCCCAAUUAUGUGACAGUAGAUGGAAGCAAGAGUAGAACUAAACUGGUAAAACUGAUCCCUGGCGUGGAGUACAUCGUCAGUAUCAUCUCUGUCAAAGGAUUUGAAGAAAGCGAGCCUGUUUCUGGAUCUCUGACCACAGCUUUGGAUAGUCCAUCAGGGCUAAUGGCAGUGAACAUCACUGAUUCCAAAGCACUGGCUGUUUGGCAGCCAGCAAUUGCUGCUGUGGACGAGUACAUCAUUUCCUAUGUUACUGAGGGUGAGCGCGAAAUGACUCAGAGUGUCUCAGGCAAUACAGUGGAAUAUGAUCUCACUGGCCUCCGUCCAGCCUCUGAAUAUACACUUCGGAUCUAUGCCAGGAAGGGACCACAGAAAAGCACAAUCAUCUCCACCAAAUUCACUACAGACCUUGAUGCUCCAAGGGAUCUCACUGCAACUGAUGUUCAGUUUGAAACAGCACAGCUAACAUGGAAGCCUCCUCGUGCCCCUGUUACAGGUUACCUCUUGAUCUAUGAAUCAAUUGAUGGCAAAGUCAAGGAAGUUAUCCUGGGACCUGAGUCGAAUUCCUACAGCUUGUCAGAGCUGAGUCCAUCCACCCAGUACACAGUGAAAUUACAGGCCCUAAACCGGAAUUUGAAGAGCAAGAUCAUCCAAGCAAUAUUCACAACAACGGGACUCUUGUAUCCUUACCCCAGAGACUGCUCCCAAGCUCUGUUGAAUGGAGAAACAGCUUCUGGCCUCUACACUAUUUACCUAAAUGGCAACAAGUCUCAGCCUGCAGAGGUGUUCUGCGAUAUGAGUGCUGAUGGAGGCGGAUGGAUUGUAUUUCUAAGAAGGCAGAAUGGAGAGCAGGAAUUCUACCAGAACUGGAGGACUUAUGAGGCUGGAUUUGGAAAUCCCAAUGGUGAAUUCUGGCUAGGUCUGGACAAGCUCCACAAAAUCACUUCCCAGGGCCAGUAUGAGCUGCGGGUGGAUUUGCGUGACCAUGGAGAAACUGCCUAUGCUCUCUAUGACAAGUUCUUUGUCGGUGAUGCCAGGUCUCGCUACCGGCUGAGAGUGGAAGGAUAUAGUGGCACGGCAGGCGAUUCCAUGACCUAUCACAAUGCACGCUUCUUUUCCACCUACGACAAGGACCAUGAUGCAGCAAUCACCAACUGUGCUUUAUCAUACAAAGGGGCUUUCUGGUACAAGAACUGCCACCGUGUUAACCUGAUGGGUAGAUAUGGGGACAACAACCACAGCCAGGGUGUCAACUGGUUCCACUGGAAAGGUCAUGAGCACUCCAUCCAGUUUGCAGAGAUGAAACUGAGACCAUACAGCUUUAGGAAUCUUGAAGGGAGACGAAAGAGAGCAUGAAUCCUCCACAGGGUUGGCUGACAGAAAGAAAAAGAAUGGUUGCUUGUUUGUUUGUUUUUUCCAGAAAUUUGGGGGAAGGGAGAUUAGAAAUGGAGAUGGGAACUUUACCAAAGCAUCAGUGUUGCUUGACGUAACCUUGGCUCCCUUGACCAUUUUUUUUAUUGGGGGGUGGGAUAGGCUUCUUCAAAACGUAGCGUGCUCAACUGAGCAUCCUCCCCCGCCCCCCAAUCUGUAGCUGGCUUUCUUUGCACCAAAGAUGACAAUCGCCAGGGAGGGAAGCGGGGAGGGGAGGGGAUGUCAGGGAAGAGGACACAAUCUGGCAUAUUCACACACAGAAUCACACACACAAAAUAUAUACAUUAUUAUUGUGAUCAUUAUUAGCCAUCCUUGAGCUUUAUUAGCUGGUGAUCUGGAAGCUUUUCCUAUAUAUACUGACUGGAUCCAGACUUCUCCAUAACUAACUGAAGUUCCAUUGGUUUCAGUGGGUUUACUCCAAGCAUGACUAAAAGUGCAAUCCUAUCUCCACUCACCUGGGAGUAGUGGUGGCUGGUGCACUUUUGGACUGGUAGGGUGGACGGCAGAGUUGCACAAUGGUAAGCAGCACCAGAGCCAAUGACAUUCUAGUUUUGUCCCCAUCCUCCUCCCUGCUAAGUUCGAAAAGGGCAACACUGAGACAAAGAAGAAGGAGCUAACAUCUUAGUAGGCAUGGUGGGGGUUGCACUACAAGUCUGGAUCCACCUCUCUCUAUGUAUGUUUUUAAAAAAACACAGAUAUAGAAAAGGGCAAGGAAGAAAGCAGCCCUAUUUAAACAUUUCAUCCUAAGAUUAAUAUUAUUAAUAUAAUGAAAAGAAAAGAAAGGAAAAGGAUGAUGAUAAUAAUAAGCUAAGUUUUUUGUCAUCGUGGUUUUGUUUUCGUUUUUUUUUUUUUAAACAAUCCAUGCUUUCCAAAACACAGCAGGACAGUGUCUGAUUGUACAUUUUUAAAAAAAUUAAAUAAAAGCACAAUUUUACUUUUA
This is a messenger RNA of Lacerta agilis (Sand lizard), 7774 nucleotides long. It is a transcript of the gene TNC, whose product is annotated as tenascin C. The transcript is spliced from 26 exons. The record is from RefSeq and is a predicted model, not a curated record. Bases 508 to 6759 code for a protein of 2083 amino acids. Gene Ontology annotation, molecular function: protein binding. Lineage: Eukaryota; Metazoa; Chordata; Lepidosauria; Squamata; Lacertidae.